CACAAUACUAAAAAUGUUUAUAUUCGUCUUUUUUAUUCCCGUUCUCUUCGUUGCUGUUCAUGCCGAUUGUUCAGGAGAAACAGCAAAUCUGCCAGACGCUCCCGUUGUUACUGUGGAUGGAAAAACAGUAAAGAACGCAACAAUAUUUACCAAAUCAUUAGGAAACAACGCAUUUUAUGACGCCAACAUCACUUGCAGCGUGGCUGGUGGGACCUCGUCAGUAUACCGGGUAGGGAUCAUCUGUGGGACGUCACUGCCAGUAAUAUCCACCGGACAAGUCGUCAGCAGUGUUUUCAGAAUACCGAAAGACUUUGAAGAGCGGUGCGUGUGCAAUGCUGAUCAUUCGUCAGGGUGCUAUGACAAAGCCACAUCGGUCUACUUUAAUUUGCAAUAUAUCCCUGUGACAAAGCCUGUAGUCGCAAUAAAAAACUCCAUCCUAGGUGACGGUAUUUUUAUAUUAGACUCUAGCUCCUACAGCUCAGCGAAGGUAAAGUGUGGUGUUUACGACGGAAACCCCGCUGUGUCUGAAAUCAUUUUGGUGUGUCAGGCUGCAAAUCUUCUCGUCCCGCCGUCGACACAAAUAGAAGAAUCAUUUCAAGGGAGCUUCACAGUUAAAGGAGACCAAAUAUGUACCUGUUCGGCUACACAUUCCACUGGCCUAUACGAUCUAAAAACAACAUUUGGUGUCAAAUUUCAAGACCUUAGACCGACCGUGAAAGUGAACGGGCAGGAAGGGACCAGCUUUCAAGCCGUCACGAACAAAACAGCCAGCACAGUCAGCGUGUCCUGUCAAUCAGAAUUUGGUGGUGGUGUGGCUGUGGGUUGUAACAUCAGCGAAGGUCUGGCAUUCAGGGCAAAGUCAAGUCCUGCUACAUUUCUUAUCAACACCGUCACGGACGGCUGCGCACACUGUUACUGUGUUUCUAGUCCUGAUGUGUACAGGAAGUUUUACAUCAACUUCGUGCAAGAUGGUCAGACACCACAAGCCUGUGGACACGCAACCUUGGGAGCUCAAGUCUCUUUCGUUUUGGUCAUACUGUCAACUGUCGUAGCGUUUAGACAAGCUUAUUUUUAGACAACUUUAGACAAGCGUAUUUUAGACAACUUUUAGCAAGCCUAUUUUUAGACAACUUUUAGACAAGCCUAUUUUUAGACAACUUUUAGACAAGCUGAUUUUAGACAACUUUAAGACAAGCUUAUUUUUAAACAACUUUUAGACAAGCGUAUUUUAGACAACUUUUAGCAAGCCUAUUUUUAGACAACUUUUAGACAAGCCUAUUUUUAGACAACUUUCAGACAAGCUUAUUUUAAACAACUUUUAGACAAGCCUAUUUUUAGACAACUUUUAGACAAGCUUAUUUUAGACAACUUUUAGACAUGUGUAUUUUUAUACAACGUCUAGACAAGUGUAGUUUUAGUCAAAUUUUAGCCAAAUCUAUUAUUUGUACGACAAAACUUUGUAAAUAUUGUCAAAAUGUUAACCUAAACUUAUUCUAAUUCUAGUAAUGUUGAAAUAUUACAAUUACUUAUAAUGUAUUGAUUAUACCAAUAACUGUAAUUACUUUCUGUUUCGUUUUGUUUUUUUGUUUACAAACAAAUAUAACGACUUAUUGAUUAUAAUCGUUAAUUAAAAUAAAACUGCACUUCGAACUUAUAAUGUUGAACUAACACUUACCAAACUAGAACUACCUACAACAAACUACGCUGAAGUCAAACUACAGUGGAGCUAACUUCACGUAUCAUUAUUAUCCUAUCAUUCAUAGGACUAAUUAGUCGUGAAUACUCAAAUUGUCAUUGUAGAUAUUGUCAAUUUGUUUAUUAUUAAACAACUAUCCUUUG
Physella acuta is the source of this 1839-nucleotide messenger RNA. RefSeq lists its product as uncharacterized. Lineage: Eukaryota; Metazoa; Mollusca; Gastropoda; Physidae. The record is from RefSeq and is a predicted model, not a curated record.